AACCUAACAGCUGUAGUUGUACCUUCCCACUGGUGAGGCGCGUCUAAAAAUUGUUAUACGAUUCUGUCGUAUAAAAAAAUUAUUUAUGAGCAUCAAAAAAGAACGACAAAAAAAAAAAAGAAUUUUUGGGUUUUACCAAAUACAGAUUUCGUCAUUUGUAAAAGCUUGACAAUUUCUAUUAUUUUGAAACAUAUUGAUUGAUUGAUUGAUUAUAGGGCCAUUUCUACGUUUCAGGUGUCAUACGUAUCUACUGCUUAAACAGCCCAAAUUCAAAAGGUUUCACAUUUUAGAUACAACGCCAUAACCAUGCUUGGUUUCAUUACUAAAGCAACUAGUGCCUUGGCUACUACGUCAGCACAUAGACCUAUACAUUUCAUCAUAGUCACAGCCUUGCUAGCCACCAUUGCUUAUUUAUCUGUGGUUGAUGAAUAUGUUCCUGAAAAUUUAUCAAACCCAAAUAAUAUUUCAGUAGGUAUAAAUUAUUAUCACCCACCUGGUUCAACAGACUAUAAAAAUUGGAUUCAAAUUGAUGAUAUUACUCAAUAUCCUAAUGCCAAUCAAAUCACUAUAGCUCCAUUAAGAUUUAGAAAAGUUCAUAAUAAUGAUCAAAAUAUCCCAACUAUUGAUCAUAGUUAUCAAAGUUUAAAUCAAAAUGAAAGAAUCUUAAUUUUACCAACUGAUCAAAUUCAAUCUCAUUUACAAUCGAUAAAUACCAUUACUUAUAAGGGAAUCACUUGGAAAGCUAGAAAUAAUAAUCCUAUUACCAAAUAUUAUGAAUAUCUUAAGAAUGCCAUUGUUAAAAUUAAUGAUUUAAUUAAAAAUGCUGAAAGUUUUGAUAUUCUUUUAAUAACAGUAGCAUAUCUUUCAAUGUGGUAUACUAUUAUAAAAGUAUUUUUAGAUAUGAGAAAAGUUGGUUCAAAUUUUUGGUUAGCAUUUUCAACUAUAAUAUCAUCAACUUUUGCUUUUCUUUUCGCAUUGGUUGCAACUACUAAAAUAUUAGAAAUUAAAGUUCCUUUAAUUAGUUUAUCAGAAGGUAUUCCUUUCUUAGUGGCUAUUAUUGGUUUCAAACAUAAAGUUUCUAUUGCUUCUGAAGUUCAAAGAGCUUCAAAUUCAUCUCUUGAUGUUAAAACCAUUGUUUCAAGUGUUAUUACUUCUCAUACUGUAAGUAUGUUAAGAGAUCAUGUCGCUGUUAUUGGGGUUUUAAUUGUUAUUGCUGGUUAUGCUCCUCAUUUAGUUGGUUUAAAGAAUUUCUGUAUCUUAGGAGCCUUAAUCUUAUCAAUUGAUUUAUUAUUAGUUUAUACUUUUUUCAGUGCUAUUUUAGCUUUAAAGAUUGAAAUUAAUAGAGCAAGAAGAACUGAAGAUUUAAAAGAUGCUUUAGAAGAAGAAGGUAUUUCUUCAUUAGUGGCUCAAAAAGUUGCCGAUCAAGCUUCAAGUAUUUCUCAUCCUCAUGAUUCAAAUAUGUUUACCAAGACUGAUUCUUCCAUUGUAUCUUUCAAAGUAGCCAUGGUUGCAACUUAUCUUGCCAUUCAUGUUUUCUGGUUUGGAAGUUCAUGGUUAUAUUCUUCAACUUCAAAUCCAUCUGAAUCAAUCUUUUCCAAUUCCCCAAGUUUAUCAAAAUCAGCUGUUAAACAUAUAACUGUAUCUUCUAACGGUACUAUCGUUACCGUUUUAUCACCAAGAACUUAUAUGCCAUUAGGUACUUUAAUCAUUGUUGAAGAAAACAUCUUUUUCAUCUUAGAAAAAAUAAGUCAUGCUAUUCAAGAUAGUUUAAUUUCAAAAUUCUUAUUAUUUGCAUUUGCUAUUUCAAUUAGUACUAAUGCUUAUUUCUUAAAUGCUUCAAGAGUUCAAGUUUCAGCCAAUAAUAAAUUAUUAGAAAAGGAAAUCUCAAGACCAAAAUCAAGAAAAAAUACCCUUUCAUUAUCAUCUCCAUCAUCUCCAAUCACCCCACUUACUCCAUUAUCAGCAUCUUCCAAAGCCCCAUCUUCAAAGAGUUCAUCAACAAUUGUGGUUGAAGAUGAUGAUAGUUCAAGUGAUGAAUUGAUUAUCUCUGCUCCAAGUAAACAACUUCCUCUUGAUGAAUGUAUUGCCAAAUUAAAAGAAGGUAAAGUUAAAUCAUUAACUGAUAAUGAAGUUUCAUCAUUAGUCGUAGCAGGAAAAUUACCAUUAUAUGCUUUAGAAAAACAAUUAGCUGAUAAUACUAGAGCUGUGGUUGUAAGAAGAAAAGCUAUUGCCAAAUUAAGUAAUGCCCCAGUAUUAGAUACUGAUCGUUUACCUUAUGAACAUUAUGAUUAUGAUCGUGUGUUUGGAGCUUGUUGUGAAAAUGUCAUUGGUUUCAUGCCAAUUCCAGUUGGUGUGGCUGGUCCAUUAUUAAUUGAUGGUAAACCAUAUCAUAUUCCAAUGGCUACUACUGAAGGUUGUUUAGUGGCUUCAACUAUGCGUGGUUGUAAAGCUAUUAAUGCUGGAGGAGGGGUUCAAACUGUUUUAACUCAAGAUGGUAUGACUAGAGGUCCAUGUGUUUCAUUCCCUUCAUUAUUAAGAGCUGGUGCUGCUAAACUUUGGAUUGAUUCUGAAGAUGGUCAAAAAACCCUUAAAAAAGCAUUCAAUUCUACUUCAAGAUUCGCCAGAUUACAACAUGUUCAAACUGCCAUGGCAGGAACUUUAUUAUUCAUUCGUUUUAGAACCACUACUGGUGAUGCUAUGGGUAUGAAUAUGAUUUCAAAAGGGGUUGAAUAUUCUCUUAAAUAUAUGGUUGAAGAAUGUGGUUGGGAUGAUAUGGAUGUUAUUUCAUUAUCAGGUAAUUAUUGUACUGAUAAAAAAGCAGCUGCUAUUAAUUGGAUUGAAGGUAGAGGUAAAUCUGUUGUUGCUGAAGCCAGAAUUCCAGCUGAAGUGGUUCAAAAAGUUCUUAAAUCUGAUGUUAAUGCAUUAGUUGAAUUAAAUAUUAGUAAGAAUUUAAUUGGUUCUGCUAUGGCUGGUUCAAUUGGUGGUUUCAAUGCUCAUGCUGCUAAUUUAGUUACUGCUGUAUUUUUAGCUUGUGGUCAAGAUCCUGCUCAAAAUGUUGAAUCAUCAAAUUGUAUAACCUUAAUGAAUAAUGUGAAUGGUGAUUUACAAGUAUCGGUAUCGAUGCCAUCUAUUGAAGUUGGUACUAUCGGUGGUGGUACUAUCUUAGAUCCACAAGGUGCUAUGUUAGAUUUAUUAGGUGUUCGUGGUCCACAUCCAACUAAUCCUGGUGAUAAUGCAAGACAACUUGCUCGUAUUGUUGCAUCUACUGUAUUAGCUGCUGAACUUUCUCUUUGUUCAGCCUUAGCUGCUGGUCAUUUAGUCCAAUCUCAUAUGCAACAUAAUCGUAAAGGUGGUGUUGCUGCUGCUCCAGCUCCAGUUUCGAAUGGUUCUGCUACUACUGCUACUGCUGCUAUCACUACUACUGCUUCAGCCACUCCAAAUGGUUCAACAAAAUUAAAUGGUAAUUCCAAUGGUAAAGCUGUUGGUGCUACUGAUAUAGAGCUUCUUAAGGAAGGUGCUAUAAAUUGUAUUAAAUCAUAAUAUUGUAAAACAUAUUCAAUAUCAUAAAAAAUAAAAUAAAUUAAACAUAAAGAUCAUAAAUCAAAACCAAAGAACUAUAACUAUUCAUCAAUAAUAAUAACUAACUCAUAUCAAACAUGAUGAUUAGUGUUCUAGUUCGAACAAACAAAUUUGCUAUUUUUAUUAACAACGAUACCUUGCAUAUAAUCCACUCCUUUAUAGAUAAAUCUAGUUACUGUAAUUCUAUUUAAAUACCAAAAAUAUAUUCUACAGGCUUUUACU
This is a messenger RNA of Scheffersomyces coipomensis, 3801 nucleotides long. RefSeq names its product hydroxymethylglutaryl-CoA reductase (NADPH) (gene HMG1). Gene Ontology annotation, molecular function: hydroxymethylglutaryl-CoA reductase (NADPH) activity; protein binding. Gene Ontology annotation, cellular component: peroxisomal membrane; endoplasmic reticulum membrane. The transcript has 2 exons. The record is from RefSeq and is a predicted model, not a curated record. Lineage: Eukaryota; Fungi; Ascomycota; Pichiomycetes; Serinales; Debaryomycetaceae. The coding region runs from base 307 to 3540 and encodes 1077 amino acids. Gene Ontology annotation, biological process: coenzyme A metabolic process; ergosterol biosynthetic process; isoprenoid biosynthetic process.